GUGGUUGUUAACGCAGAUACUGAUGAGAAUGGCUGGCAAUACGCCUUUGCCUUCACUCAAGAUGCCCAAUGGCGGCAUACCAUGGAUACGGUUCAAACCUGGGUACGCCGGCGUCAGCACCACGGCCGAUGUGUGGCCUUGGCCGAUGCCGAGACGCCGCCCUACGCGGAGGAUCGGCCCGAGCAGAGCCAGGGCCUCCAGGCACCGGUGGAGUCGUCCUUGACGGAGAACGACCAGCUGAAUCGAUAUGUGAAGCUCUACCUCUCGAUUCGCAAUGAUGCGGUUUGGAUGAAGAACUUGAUCACCUGGAAGGACCGAGACAUUUCGUCCAUCAUGGCGUGGCUCUUGGCGAUUCUGCUGCUGAUCAGUUCUCUCAUCCCCACCCGAGUGAUCCUGGCCGGCCUCGUGGCCUUCACCUUCUACUUGGGCAGCUCCAUGGGCUUUCGCAAGCGCCAGCACCGUCGGGACUUUCUGCUGGAGCUCAGCAGGUUGAGCUGGGCCAACGGAGCGGGUAAAAAGGUGGAGUUUCAGGGCACCGAGCCCACCUCGGUCUUGGAGGAGAAUGGCGUUACACGACUCUUGUUGAGGGAUUGGUGCAACGGCAGCUUCAAGACACAGUUUAAUUUGAAGAGCUUUGACCAUUGCCAGAGCCUGGCACAACUCGCAGAUUUGGUGGUGCAAAGUUCACCCAGCAUCGAGACGGCGCCGCGGAGAUAUCGCUCGUGGCAUUCCGACGUCUAUGGCAACUUCUUGGACCAUGUGCCAUCCGAUAGCACCGACUACGACGCCUCGUGCAUCUGCUACAAGUUGCCGGGCGCAGGGAAUCUGCCGGAGAUCGAUGUGAGUAGCUGGCCCAUGCCGGGAAGAAAAAGUGGUGCCGGGGCAGGCCUUUCUGGAUUUUUGUGGAAGGGCAGUGAUUUCAAAGGGGGAUCGAUGUGGGUUACUCCCUCUGGUAAACGUUUACAUAACUAUGGGAAAUCACCAUUUUAA
Cladocopium goreaui is the source of this 990-nucleotide messenger RNA. Lineage: Eukaryota; Dinophyceae; Suessiales; Symbiodiniaceae. The record is from the annotation of a GenBank genome assembly.